Messenger RNA from Marasmius oreades (fairy-ring Marasmius), 612 nucleotides. RefSeq lists its product as uncharacterized. The coding region runs from base 1 to 612 and encodes 203 amino acids. The record is from RefSeq and is a predicted model, not a curated record. Lineage: Eukaryota; Fungi; Basidiomycota; Agaricomycetes; Agaricales; Marasmiaceae. The transcript is spliced from 5 exons.
AUGUUCGCUCGAUCCGCCGUUCAGCUCUUGACUAUCGCUGUCCUCGCUAUUCGCUCGACUGCGUCUCCUUUGGCUUCAAAGCCUGCCUUUGCACUGGCUGCUCGAACUGACCACUCCUUUGAUGGUUUCAAUGGUAUCUCCUCUCUAGACAACUUUGACAAUUUCUACGGCGUGGGCAACUUCCACCAUGCUGUCUUCGACCAGGUCGUUGUCCAUGAACAAGAGGUUGUCUGCCACACUCAGGUUAUAGAGGUCAUACAGCAACGUCUUGUCGUGCUUCAGGAGAUGGCUAAGAGGAUUAUCACAGAACAAAUCUGCGAAGUCGAGACUCAGACAGUUGUCUUCUCCCAAUUCCACGCUUCCCUUGGCAAUUUCUACAGUGACCUCAGGCGUCAGUCAGGCAAACAAGUCGGAUUCGACGACAAGAUUGCCGGCAAGUUCCCUGAUCUCGUUCAGUCUGACGGAUCUCUUUCCACCAACGAUCUCGGUUUCACCGGUUCGGAGGUUGGAAGCAAUACCGUUGUCCCCGCUGGCAGUAAUUGGAACGACAAUACUUCCCCUAAUUCCGUUGAUUCAGCAUAUUUUGCAGCUCAGAGCGCACGGUUUCAAUGA